GCUACAUCCUGCAUGGAUCCAACUGUGAAGGCCCAGAUCGAUCACACUGCAGUGGCAUAAAAAUAUAUCGUACCAUACUUUCAACUGAUUUGACUUCCAGACAACUGAGACCGUCUUGGUUGGCAAGUGCUGAAAAGCUGUCCAUCAGUGUCUUUCUUCAUAUCGCAUCGAGCCAUUAAUCAUUGGAGAAGACCUGAAUACAAAACUUUCACGUGAGAGUGAGGGUGGUGACUAAGUGAAACAGAAGGAAAUCCCCCAGCUGUGCAUCAUACAUCACAAAGACCAGUUUCGGAAGUUUUCGGGACAGCCAAAAACAAAUCGAGCACCUUUUCGGCCAAGAUCAUCGAUCAAACUGUGUCCUUUGUUCUGACUAUCGUCAUCAUCACACUUGACCGUCGCUCCUUCCUCUCCCGUGUUUUCCAAGGAGACGGACCAAAACGACCAAAGUGAGCUAGCUAGUGAGUCCGCAGAGUCAGUCAGUUACCCAGUACCCAGUUAGUGAGUGAGUGUGUGCGUGCAUAUUCAAGCGAGAAUUGCGGUUGACAAGUAGUCGAACCGCCAAGUUCAACGCUCGAUGUGAUCUCUGUUUGUCUGUCUCAUUCUCACUUGACUUUGGUGUGAGCUUGGUAUCUGAUUCAGCGGGGAAAAAGUGGAGAUCCUCGACUCUUUUUUUUCUGUUGAGUCACUCGUGAGCUGUUAACGAACGAGAGACUCGUUGAUUUUGGAGUGUUCCAUUGAAUCUCUUCCGAGAUCUCAAGCGGGAGUUGAUCUUUCAAGACGCAGGUGUAGUGAGGGAUGUGUGCCAUGUCGCUCGUCUAGAAGGAAUUAAACUACUGGAAAUCAAGAAGUUCAAGUCUCGACUUUCCUCAUUAGAGCGAUAAGUGUCAAAGACUUAGUUCAUCCGAAAUAUUGUGAAGGAGCAUCAUCCCCCCUGUCAGUCUCAGGUCACCGGCUCAAGACAAUACCUGUCUUUCACCAGUUCUCAUCCAAGCCAUUGUCAAUGCUGUAACUGAUCUCACCACGCUCUAUGCCAGUUGUGAAUUUGUCGCUUAUUUACGCAGAGCAAAGCCAAACAGAAACGCUACACCUCGAACCAAUCCCAAGCGUAAAUAUUAGCAACCACCAUGUAUUUCGCCAAAAGUAUCUCAUUCCUCGGCUUGUUAGCCGUAUCCGAUGUGCUAUUCAUGGGGAAUGUUGUCAGAGCCCAAAACGAUUGUCAGGGGUUCAAGGUUGGAGCUGAGGAACAUGCGACCGUCCAAUACAAAGAGCAGAACAGAAGAGGUGUGACCAAACAAGAGGUUACAAAGGCCGAGAUCAAAUGGACUCCCCAAGCCAUGCUGGAAGACUGGAGUUGUUACGAAUUGGAAACCGCCACACUUAUGUACAAGAGCUCAAACGACGAUGACUGGCAACCCACCGAGGCCUCUCAGCGAUCUGCCGGACAGUCGAGCAAAUGGUCUGUCGAUGUGAAGCCUUGUUUGGAGUAUCAAUUUCAGAUCCGAGUCAUGGGUAAAAUCGAAACAAUCCUGGAUCUCCCUACUGUCCUUGGACCAGCCAGUGAGGAACAGAUCGCCGAGAGCGGAUUUAUUCCUGGACCUCCAUCUGAUCUCGAGUCGGUGGUUGGAGCUUAUAAUGCUAAGUUGAGCUGGACCCCGAGCGAUUGUGGGAAAAAGUACGACAUCAAUUUCCACGAGGUCGGUUCAGACGAAUACCGAUACGAGACCAUCAAAGAAAAUAAUUUGGAAAUAGGAGACCUUAAACCUUGCACUAACUACGAAGCGACUUUAAAUGCUCUCAUUGGAGAUGAUUAUAGUGAAGAUUAUGUGUCGAACUUUGCCACGAAGCCGCGCUUGGAUGCAGCCUCCGAAAUGGCAAUAACUGUCACGCCCGAGAUGGAUUCAGCUGUCAUCUCCUGGGAGGCUUGGAAGAGUGUGUCAUGCAUUGAUGAAUACGAAGUGACUAUCUGCAGUGUGUCAUCCUCGCAGGACGAGUGCAAGACCACGGAAAUCGUCAAGAAGGCUCCAGGUGUUCCAACCAUCACCCAUACAGCCCUCGGACUGAACCCGUGCACGGAUUACAAUCUGAAGAUCACCCCUCUUUACACAGACACUGUCAUUGAGAGCAAGAUGGUCUCUUUCAAGACCCAGUCGCCUCCAGCGGCAACGCUACAAAUUGGCAACCUCAUGGCCGACUCAGUCUCAUCUGGAUCCGUCUACUUGAAAUGGGACGGAGUCAAUUGUGCUACAUCCUAUAAGAUCUCUCGCAAAGCCUCGGACGAGUCCGAAUGGAAGGAAGUGGAGUCCACUGAUCAGGAUGAGAUCACCGUCUCCGAUAUCACUCCUUGCACUCAAUUUCAAUUCGCCGUGUCAGCCGUUGUCGAUGGACUAGAAACUGAAAAGGCCAUCAGUGAUCAAAUCAUGUCCGAUUUGGACGAGAAUCAUCCUUUUGAGGCGCCCAACUUGGACAUUCAGAACGCAGAUCGCGAGGCCAGCUUGAAAUGGAAUCAUGCCGAUUGCAUCGAGUCUUACGUCAUCAAGGUGUGCCAGAGCUCCUACACAGAUUGUACCGAGGAAACGUUGAUUCCUGAUGGAGAGAAGACAAUCCUACAUUCCGUCCGUAAUUUGGAACCGUGUACUCAAUAUUCUUUGGAGAUCAUCCCAGCCAUCCCCGGCAAAAUGUUCACUGCUCGACCCUCCGAGUUCACUACCACCAAUGGCGUUCCACAAGCUCCGACGGAGUUCUCCGCAGAAUUGGUGGACGGGAAGGCCGUGCUCAACUGGGAGGCCAUCCAAUGCGCCACUGGCUACAAGAUCUAUCACAAGACCAAUGACAACGAAGGCCAGGAGAGCUCAACCGUGACCAAGAAUCUCUCCGAAGAGUAUGAAGACCUAACGCCUUGUCAAACCUACUACUACUCAGUGUCUACCAUGGUUGACGGACAAGAGAGUGACAAGACUGAAUGGCAAAGCCUUUUGAUUCCACCCAUCAGCGAGCUACCUCCGGUCCUCAAGAUUGUUCACAAUGAGGGUGACAACAUCACUAUUCGUCUGGAACCCUCAGAAAUCAACUCCAUGUGCCAGGCCGCCGAGUACGAGCUCAGCUACUCGAAGAAUGGCAACAAGCCAUACAAGACCAAAGUGAUCUCAGCUUCUGAUGUUCCCAAUCGUGACAUUCUUCUGGCCUUCAAGGGAGCCUCCAGUGAGACCAUGAUUGUCCAAGGGCGAAUGCGCUACGAGGACACCUCGGUGUGGUCCGAGGUGGCCAGUUCUCGGGAGCCAGGCGACAUGAGUGAGAUGCAGCACAUCCCGUCACAAACUUCGACCAUGGUACCCAUCAUCAUUGGUGCCAUCGUGGCCUUUGUCAUUAUCCUAAUCAUCAUCGUGUUCAUCGUGAAGAAGCGUCGGAAUCGCAAUAACUACGACGCCGAGAAGGCCGAGAAUGGCAAGCAAAGCAGCGAUGAAACUCGAAAGUUGAACGAUCAUCCUGACGCUUAAUCUUUAAAUCUCAUCAUCCAUUAGACAUUCUCCUUACAACCACCACCAAUUCUGUCUCCAAAUAAGUGUGUGCAUUAUUAUGAAAUCGAAAUCCGAAAGCUGUGACAGACAGAAUGAUCCCAAAACGCUCGAAACAAGAGAGAAAACCGCAGACAGCAUAAGCAGGCAUAAACACUAUCCAGCUCUCGAGCCCGUAUCAGAAACAAACAAUGUUGUUGUCGUUGUGAAUCAAGUGAACCAUGUGUAAAUACAAACUUCGGAAACAAUUGCAUAGAGGCUACUGAUGCUCUCUCUCGUCCCUGAGUGUCUGUCCCCGGGCCGUCAUGAGUGUCAAAAUCCCGGUAUUAGUCAUCGUGUAAUUCUAUUAUUCAUUAAAAUAAUAAUGAUCAUUGUCAUUAUGAUAACGAUAAUCCUAGCAUCAGUCUCUGUAUUAUGAUCACCAAACUUUCGCCACAAACACAUGAACUAUCCUACACAGUUUUGCUGCUUCAGCCGUAUUUCUCUCUCUAUUUCUUUGUCAACCUUGAAAUUUCCAAUGACGUUCAUAAAUAUACACUCUGAACAAACUCAACGAAUAAAUCCAAGACAACUCA
Messenger RNA from Tigriopus californicus, 4087 nucleotides. RefSeq lists its product as uncharacterized. Gene Ontology annotation, molecular function: protein binding. The coding region runs from base 1125 to 3494 and encodes 789 amino acids. Lineage: Eukaryota; Metazoa; Arthropoda; Copepoda; Harpacticoida; Harpacticidae. The transcript is spliced from 2 exons. The record is from RefSeq and is a predicted model, not a curated record.